UACAUGGAACAGUUAAAGAAAUUGUCGUCGAGUAUGGAUAUUAAGUUUGAGUUUCUUGAUGGAAUGAUAAAGAUGACCAAAGGAAGUGCUUCUCGUGUAAAAGAUUGGAGAAGAAAGUGUAAUGACUCCAUAAAAACAUUCUAGACUAUUUUCAAAAGAAAUCUUUUCCAUUUGACAAUGAAACACAAGAGUCGAUGUGUGAACCGUUGAUAACCAUUCAAAAUAAAGUUUCGUCAUCCGGAGCGGCUUGUUGGCUUGAUGAGGAAAAGUUGAUUCUUGUUGGUAAUGUGACAAAUUUUGAUCAGAAUGUCAAAGAUGUCGAUGAAUUCGUUCGUAAAGCUAACAUGUUUUCGAAGAAGAGCUUUGAAGUUGACGAUUGCAUUAGCGAUUCCAUCGUGAAAGAAUUACCUCAGCUUCAAGAAAGUCUAAAGUCCCAUAAAAUAACGUUAAACGAAAAAGAACUUGUUGUCGUUGGCUUGAAAAGCGACUUCAGCCAUGCUUUAAAAACUGUCCAUGCCUUUCUGGGAAGUCUGAAAUUAGCAGCCGUCACUGUCGAGGUUGAUUGUGAUGUUUUGAAAUUUGUGAUGAACCGUAAAUUUUUUUCGUGCGACCUCGCCGCAAGACUGAAAAACUUUAAGGCUGAGCUCCAACCAUUUGCAGAGGGUAAUGCUUUCGUAAAGAUCGUCCAAUCAGAUACGGGCAGCGUUAAAAAUUGGCCCGAAAAGUGCAAGAAUACGUCAAAAAAGUUUUUUGAUCAAUUUCGUGUAAAAAGAUUCAAAAUUAGCACAGGAGCUGAGAACGCUGUUUCUAAGAAAGUUGAAGGUAUGAUAGAUUCAAUCCGCUCCGAUCAAAUUGAUUGUUGGUUUAUCCAUGAGAAAGAAGAAAUCGUUGUAGUUGGACUGAAAAAAAAAUGUUGAUUCCGUUAUUAAAUUGGUUGAAAACAUUAUAAGAAUGACGACAGAAGAACACGAAAAACCAAAGCAAGUCGUUAGGUAUGCUGACGUUCCAUCUUCUGAUCAUGAUGAUUUCCUUGAAAAACAACAAUUCCUGAGAACGAUUAAAGAAAACAAUCCUGGUUUGGUUAAGGUAAAGUUUGCGGACAGCGAAAUUAACAAUGGUCAGACAAUUACUAAGGAACCAAAGUCCGAAGAACACGAAAAACCAAAACACCUCGUGAAAUAUGUCGACGUCAACUCUGUAGAUGUUGUUAAUUUCGUUGAAAAGAACCAAAUCUUACGAAAAAUUAAGCAAGCAAAUCCUGGAUUGGUCGAACUGUUGGCAACUGUUGUUGAUUCAAGAGAAAAAGUUUGUUUUGUUGGACAGAAUAGCAAUAUGCGAUGGAGCAGAACAGUUAGAUCAGCUGUUAUGUAGCCUUCAAGUGCUCGAAACAAGAUUGCCUAAGGAGUUCGUAAGCUUUAUAUCGGAGACUGCUGGACAAAAGUAUGUCGACACAUUUUUAUCAAAGAAGAAUAUCGCUUAUCAUUAUUCGAUUUUAUCGAAUUGCAGUGUCAGGAUUGUUGCUUCUUCUUCCAAAGAAUGUGAAGCGGUAAAAACGUGUUUUUAUUUGAGAAUAGACAGAGAAACCAUACCUUUGCCUGCUGGAAAUGAACAUAUAUUUUCUUCAAAAGAAUGGUCUGAUUUGUCGAGAUCCAUGAAAGCUGAACAACUCAUUUUCCAUGAUGCUGAUGACAGGCUCUGUCAAAUACAUUUAUACGGCGCUGAAAAUCUUGUUGAACGUUACUCUUGUAAAAUUCGACGUCUUAUCAGUACACACAAAUUAGUCAGCAGAAGGCAGAACUUAAGUGAAGGUGUUGCUCUUUUCAUGAAAAUCCUUAUGACAGAUGAGAUUUAUGCUUUAGCGAACGAUCAGCAAGUGGAUAUUGACAUUCGAGAUGGAGAAUGUGUUAUCAAAGGAACAAAAAAUGGAGUUGAAGGCGCUUGUAGCAGGCUUUUUGAAAUUAAAGAUAAAGUUGUGAUAAAAUUAAAUGAUAUUUCCCGUGUUGGUCUUAGAACGCUGAUGUCUUCAGAGAACGGUCUGCGAAAUUUAAGAGGCAUCGAAAAUGAAACAAAUGUACUCAUUAAAAUUAGGAGUGUACAAGAAGUCACAGCAAAUCAAAAGCAAAAUAUCCCAUCAACCAGCGCGAGUGACUCAUCAAACCCAUCAGAUCCUUUCAAUGUUUGCCAUUUCAUAAGCAAAGAAGGCCUGUAUGUCUUAUGGAAGUAUGGGAAUAUUGCCGAGGAGAAGGCCGACGUUUUGGUAAAUUCUGCGACAUCUGAUCUCAACAAUCCCACCGAGAUAGGUCGUGCAUUAAAUGAUGUUGGUGGAUCAUUAUAUAAGGCUGAAUGUAGAACUAAUUGCAACAUUCCAAAUGGUGACAUCGUCACGACAAUUGGUGGGAAAUUAAGCUGUAAAUAUGUAAUACAUGCGGUGUGUUGUGACUGGAACAGUAAAGAUCGAGAUGAGAAUUUUUUACCUCGUCUUAUAAUGAAAAUUUUACUGGAAUGUCGUCGACGCUCUGUGAAAUCUUUGGCAAUGCCUUUGAUUGGAAGUGGAAAACACAAGUUUCCAGAAGAUGUUGUUUUAUGCAGUAUGAGAGAAACGUUUAUUCAGUUUCAGCGCUUCUUAUCCAAAUAGCACAUUGAAGGAAAUUCGGUUGAUUAGGUUUGACAAGAGUGAACAUUCAAAAGCGUCUGUAAAGUCAAAAGAUGCAGACAAUAAUUCAACCUUUGGAGAAGGCUAUCCAAUAAUAAUGGGAGAUAAUUUUAUGGAAAAUGUACGAUUUCAAUUCUACGCACUUUCUGAUCAAGAUAUAAGUACCGCUGUAGGAAAGAUCGAGGAGUUUAUCGAGAACAAUAUAACGUGUAAAUUUGUUGAGCACCAAAACCUUGGAAAGAUUGUUCGUGAAAGCAUGACCGAAUUGAAGCGUUUGGCUGCAGAAAAGAAAGUGAAAAUUACAUGUCAAAACCCUUCGUCUGUUUCAAUCGAGGGAACCCUGAAAGACGUUAUGGAAACUAUUGAUAAAUUAACGGUUAAGAUUGGCAAUUAUUGUGAUCAACAGCAGAGUAAAAAGGGAAUUUUAGAUUUCAUAAAAGCGGUAGUUGGUCUUGGUGAUGAUCAGGAAAAGCCACGUGUACUGAUAGUUGAAGGUAGCCCCAUUCAGCUGCUUGUGGUGGUUGCCCGGGCCCUUUUGGCCCACGACUCAAUCUGGACCUGUGUUUAACUUGUCCUUCAUUUGAAGAUUGUCGCUCAUUAUUUGGAUGUACUUAUUGAAAUUUUUAAUGCUCGAGAAUUAAUAUAUGAGUACGCUGAUUACUCUGACUUCAUAAAGUUCUCGAAGCUUUUACAAAUCGAAUUUUAUGAGAACUAUGAAAAGUGCUGCUCUUCACGUAGAACAAGUAAGUUUGAUAAAGAAAACUGUAUCUUUAUCUUUAUGGAAAUAGUUUGAAAAUCAUAUUGAUUUUCAGGUUAGGACAAACUGCAACGAAAUGGGAUUAGCUGUGUAUUUGUGUUUAAACAACAUUAGGCAAGUCUUUCGUCAACAUUUGGGUGUCUUGGAAUUGUCGAAUCACCGAUAAAAUACAAGUCAAUUAAGUCAUGACACAUCAGGAAUGGGUUCAGGCACUUUCAGACUGAGGGAAAAGAUUUUUGAAUGUAACUUAGUAUAUGACACAUGAAUUAUCUAGUGAGAAAUUGAAAAAUAGAACCCAGUCUAUCAUGAUGUAGACCGUAGGCGUGACGUCACGUAUGACGUGUGACUAAUUUAUUCCCAGAAUAGCGAGAAUAUAUUGCACUUGUUCAUCAUUUCGAUUCAAGAAAUUCUAUUCAAACUUGCUGCGAUAAUAAAGUCAACGUAUUGAUGUGAAAAAAUGACAAUAAUUUUCAAGGUCUGUUGAAUAUAGAAUUGUGCUUUUUGGUUAAUAUUCGUAAAUUUCCCUGAACUUUGUGCUUUGCAAAACUGUGCACGUGCGAAUUUACUUUUUAGCAUUUUGAUUUUCUUAAACUGAAAGAUAGACUGACUAAUUCAUGAUGUGAUGUGUUUUUAUUGCAAAAUCGUGAACAAUAUUCUUAAUGUUUCUACGUGAUUAUGAUAUAGAAUCUUGAAUACUUAAACACUUCCGGUAUACAAAUGAUUCAUUUUGUCUCUCGAUAUUUAUUUGUUUUCUAUUUUGUUAAUUGUUAUACAUACUAAACUAAAGUUAUAUGAUCUCGAUGAUGUCAACUUACUUUUAAUAAAACACAAACGAAAGCUGGGUAAUUUUAUUUUCGGAAUAGAGUGAUGUGGAUGAUUAUGAAAAGAAAUCAUGUGCUGAAGAAGAAAUUAGACAAGGAUUCAUUUGACAAUUCAAGGAAAAAUAUUUGAUCUGAGAUGGCUAAAGUUUCAGAGCUUCGUCAACUCCACUUGAGAAACGGAUAUUAUUGUUGGAAAUAAUGCUAGUAAAAUAUCAGCAAUGAGUUUGUCUGCUGGUCGUGGUCGUGGUCGUGGUCGUGAAAGUGGAAGAGGAGGAAAGAAACCACAUGGGCCUUUGAGAAAACCUGGUGAAUUCAUUAUUACUUCUAAAAAUCUGAAUUUGGAAGAUAGUACUCUUAGUCCUAAAGAUGAAAAACCACCUGUUUCAACAGUACAGCAAUCUGCAAAGGACGACAGCAGUCUGAGCUUGGAGCCUUUGGCCGACGUAAAAGAAAUCAAAGAACAAGAUCAUCAAACUGAAAUACAAGGAAGUGAUUUGUGGAAAUCUGUUAAUAAUCCUGAAUUUGUUCCAAAAUCUCAGCAAGUACAGGCUAGACCUUCAAAUACACUUGUUACAGCUGUUAAUGCUCCCGAAUUUAUUCCUGGAAGACGUUUUCCAGUACACAAAGAAACCGCUGAGGAAAGAUCGAAUACCAUUGUAAACUUUAUGACUAUUAAAGUAAAACAACUUACUGAAGAUCCUGGUUUGUUUGAUGAAAUUGCAGAAGCUACUGUUAGCUAUUUGUUAUUGCAUUUAAAAGAUGAAAACGACAUGACAUUGGUGUCAGAUAUACUCUUUGAAAAGUGUGUAGCAUACCGUCAUUUUCAAUAUACUGGAUCAAGAUUGGCUGCACAUAUGGAUAGAUACUUGGUGGUCAACGCAAUGGACUCGAUUCCAUUUCGAAAUUUUUUUUUGAAAAGGUGUAGUAAAGAAAAUACCAUGUUUGACAACACAAUUGAAAGCGAUCCAGAAAGAGCAUGUAAUUUUGCGCUUCUUAUGAGUGAAUUGCUUCGAAAUUACAAGGACAAGAACGACAAGACUACUGGUAGAUUAUUAUGUGUUGUCACAGAUUUGUUAAAAAAACUCUUAAGCUGUAGCAAUUCGAAGCUUCUCAUAACCGCUGGAAAACUUUUAAAGUUGACUGGAGGCUUGCUUGAUCAAGGGAACGAGUUAUUUCAUUCUGUAAAACAGUUGGCAGUUGAUGAACUUGUUGACAGUACUGCUCGAGUGUUAUUUCAUCGUGUUUGUGAGUUGAAAGAAGCCAACUGGGGUCUCGCGGAAGCUUCAGUAUCAGUAUCAGAUUUGUUUGCUACACAAGAAACCUCCAUUUUCAUUCCAAACAUAAGGGGAAUGUUAGAAGAGGAACAAGAAAGUGACAUACCUGUACUAAAUGAAGACGAGUGGAACGACUUUGCGAUCGAUAGCGGCGCUCAAGAAGUUUACGACGAGAAUGCGUAUGAAAAUGAUGAAGAACUUUUAUACCAGCAGAUGUACCUGGAACAAUACCUCGUACCUUACCCACCUACAGAGUUUUGGUCCAAUGCUGACCUUGCUGAUUACGAUGAGGAUUUUGAGAAAUUCUUGCAAGCCACCUUUCCGUCAAAGAGUGAACAUAAUCGUCAUCUUUCUGAAGGUUUUUCUAUUGCUUGCAAACACCAAAAAAACCAGGAUAGCGAACCUAACAUUGGUCAGACAAUUACUAAGGAACCAAAGUCCGGAGAGCAUGAAAAACCAAAACAGCUCGUGAAAUAUGUGGACGUCAAAUCUGUAGAUUUUGUUAAUUUCGUUGAAAAGAACCAAAUCUUACGAAAAAUUAAGCAAGCAAAUCCUGGAUUGGUCGAAGCAACUGUUAUUGAUUCAAGAGAAAAAGUUUGUUUUGUUGGGACAGAGAUAGCAAUACGCGAUGGGGCACAACAGUUAGAUCAGCUGUUAUGUAGCCUUCAAGUGUUCGAAACAAGAUUGCCUAAGGAGUUCGUAAGCUUUAUAUCGGAGACUGCUGGACAAAAGUAUGUCGACACAUUUUUAUCAAAGAAGAAUAUCGCUUAUCAUUAUUCGAUUUCAUCGAAUUGCAGUGUCAGGAUUGUUGCUUCUUCUUCCAAAGAAUGUGAAGCGGUAAAAACGUGUUUUUAUUUGAGAAUAGACAGAGAAACCAUACCUUUGCCUGCUGGAAAUGAACACAUAUUUUCUUCAAAAGAAUGGUGUGAUUUGUCGAGAUCCAUGAAAGCUGAACAACUCAUUUUCAAUGAUGCUGAUGACAUGCUAUGUCAAAUACAUUUAUACGGCGCUGAAAAUCUUGUUAAAAGUUACUCUUAUAAAAUUCGACGUCUUAUCAGAACGCACAAAUUAGUCAGCAGAAGGCAGAACUUAAGUAAAGGUGUUGCUCUUUUCAUGAAGAAACUUAUGACAGAUGAGAUUGAUGCUUUAAAGAACGACCAGCAAGUGAAUAUUGACAUUCGAGAUGGAGAAUGUGUUAUCAAAGGAACAAAAAAUGGAGUUGAAGGCGCUUGUAGCAGGCUUUUUGAAAUGAAAGAUAAAGUUGUGAUAAAAUUAAAUGAUAUUUCCCGUGUUGGUCUUAGAACGCUGAUUUUUUCAGAGAAUGGUCAGCGAAAUUUAAGAGGUAUCGAAAAUGAAACGAAUGUACUCAUUGAAAUUAAGAGUAUACAAGAAGUCACAGCAAAUCAAAAGAAAAAUAUCCCAUCAACCAGCGCGAGUGGUUCAUCAAACCCAUCAGAUCUUUUCAAUGUUUGCGAUUUCAUAACCAAAGAAGGUCUGUAUGUCUUAUGGAAGUAUGGGAAUAUUGCCGAGGAGAAGGCCGACGUUCUGGUAAAUUCUGCGACAUCUGAUCUCAACAAUCCCACCGAGAUAGGUCGUGCAUUAAAUGAUGUUGGUGGAUCAUUAUAUAAGGCUGAAUGUAAAAGUAAUUCCAACAUUCCAAAUGGUGAAAUCGUCACGACAAUUGGUGGGAACUUAAGCUGUAAAUAUGUUAUACAUGCGGUGUGUUGUGACUGGAACAGUAAAGAUCGAGAUGAGAAUUUUUUACCUCGUCUUAUAAUGAAAAUUUUAAUGGAAUGUCUCCGACUUUCUGUGAAAUCUUUGGCAAUGCCUUUGAUUGGAAGUGGAAAACACAAGUUUCCAGAAGAUGUUGUUUUACGCAGUAUGAGAGAAACAUUUAUUCAGUUCAGCUCUUCUUAUUCAAAUAGCACAUUGAAGGAAAUUCGGUUGAUUAGAUUUGACAAAAGUGAACGUUCAAAAGCGUAUGUAAAAUCAAAAGAUGCAGACAAUAAUGCAACCUUGGCAGAACGCUAUCCAAUCAUAAUGGGAGAAAAUUUUGUGGAAAAUGUACGAUUUCAAUUCUACGCACUUUUUGAUCAAGAUAUAAGUACCGUUGUAGGAAAGAUCGAGGAGUUUAUCGAGAACAAUAUAACGUGUAAAUUUGUGGAGCACCAAAAUCUUGGAAAGAUUGUUCGUGAAAGCAUGACCGAAUUGAAGCGUUUGGCUGCAGAAAAGCAAGUGAAAAUUACAUGUCAAAACCCUUCGUCUGUUUCAAUCGAAGGAGCCCUUAAAAACGUUAUGGAAACUAUUGAUAAAUUAACGGUUAUGAUUGGCAAUUAUUGUGAUCAACAGCAGGGUAAAAAGGGAAUUUUAGAUUUCAUAAAGGCGGUAGUUGGUCUUGGUGAUGAUCAGGAAAAGCCACGUGUGCUGGUAGUUGAAGAAAAAGAACCUCCAUUACCCGCGCACUGGGAAUCUCAACCAAGUGAUCAACUGGUAAAACUGGUGAGUGUCUCAUCUUCAACACCUGAGUAUCAAGAAGUUCUCCGUCAUUUCAUGGAUAAUGGUGGACUUCAAUCACAACUUCAAAAAGUGGAAAGAAUCCAAAACCCUCAACUUUACUCGAGGUAUAUGACUUUCAAAAAAACCAUGAAAACUCAACCAAACGAAAAGCGACUCUACCACGGUACUGAUGCAGCCAAUAUUGAAUCAAUAAACGUAUCUAAUUUAAGCCGAAGCUUUGCCGGUGUCAAUGGAGUUCUGUAUGGUCAUGGAGUAUAUUUUGCGCAUGAUGCCUCCUACUCAAUUAAUUACUCCAGAAAAAGACGUGGUUCAUCAUGUAAAAUGUACCUGGCAAAAGUUCUUGUCGGUGAUUAUACACUAGGAACAACAGAGAUGAAAGCACCACCUUUGAAAAAUGAUCCCACAAACCCUGGCUUACGGUAUGACUCAGUAGUUGAUAAUGUUAAGCAGCCAAGAAUUUACGUAAUAUUUCAAGAUAAUCAAUAUUAUCCUGAGUACUUACUAACAUUGAAUCUAGCUUAUUUUUGGUAACUGCUGGCUUACUUUGCACCUUGAACAGCCCCUGUCACGACGUUUUGAGGAGAUGAUUGGGGAGGGGGAAUCUUUGCAUCUGAUUCUGUAAUUUUUUAAAAAGUUCUUUCAAAGAGGCAUAAAAUGCAAUAGCAUAGUUGUAGAAAUUUAAGGGAAGCUAAUUAAAUAUCCUAAAAACUUGCGAUGA
This is a messenger RNA of Xenia sp. Carnegie-2017, 8740 nucleotides long. RefSeq lists its product as uncharacterized. Gene Ontology annotation, molecular function: NAD+ poly-ADP-ribosyltransferase activity; transcription corepressor activity. The transcript is spliced from 22 exons. Lineage: Eukaryota; Metazoa; Cnidaria; Anthozoa; Malacalcyonacea; Xeniidae. Gene Ontology annotation, cellular component: nucleus; cytoplasm. The record is from RefSeq and is a predicted model, not a curated record. Gene Ontology annotation, biological process: negative regulation of gene expression. Bases 4450 to 8553 code for a protein of 1367 amino acids.